Planococcus citri (citrus mealybug) is the source of this 324-nucleotide messenger RNA. Its product is annotated as U1 small nuclear ribonucleoprotein C-like. Bases 1 to 324 code for a protein of 107 amino acids. Lineage: Eukaryota; Metazoa; Arthropoda; Insecta; Hemiptera; Pseudococcidae. The record is from RefSeq and is a predicted model, not a curated record. The transcript has a single exon.
AUGGAAGAUCAAGCACAACAGCUGAUUGAUGCCACCACAGCCAUGUACAAAGCUGGUAAGAUCACAACAAUUCAGCCUGCUCCUAUGAAUAUGCCACCUGGAGCUUUGCCACCAUUUCCGCCGAUGCCGGCGAUGCCUAUGCCUCCCGGUUUGCCACCUCAACUACCUCAAGGAAUGAUGCCGCCGCCACCCACUGGCCCUCUUGGUAUGCCUCCUAUGAUGGUCCCUCCAAUGCCUGCUAUGAUGAGGCCAGCACCACCUAUGAUGAUGACAAUGCCACCGCCUAUGGGUCAAAUAAGACCUGCGGUCUUAUCCACUAAGUAG